UCGCAAGAGGAUGCACAUGACAGUCCAGCAGCGAGCCCUGCGGCGGCGGCUCAUCGGCCAGGCGGCGCGCGGGAGGAGCCUCUUCUCGACAACGCGGCGCUCCCUAGAGAUCAAGCACAUCUCGGCGCUCCCCACGCGCACCAAGCCGUCGUACGUGCAGUCGCCCGCAAACACGCUGCUCAGUCUGCAGUGGCCCUCGCCGCCCCGCAACGUCCUCAUCGCAAAGAAGAAGCGCACGCCCAACAUCACCCAGUCCGUCAUCGAGUUUGCGUCCCACAUCCACUCCACAUACCCAUCCAUCCAUGUCAUCUUGGACAACGAGUCCGCGCGCGAGAUACACGAGCACUUGGCCUUCCCCGUCUACGCAUACGACGGCGCCGUGCAGCACUUGUCGGAUAAAACCGACUUGGUCUGCACGUUGGGCGGCGAUGGAACCUUGCUGAGGGCCAGCAGCCUGUUCAGCCAUGUCGAAAGCGUGCCGCCCGUGCUGAGCUUCGCCAUGGGCACCAUAGGCUUCCUCGGCGAGUGGAAGUUCAAGGAGUACAAACGCGCCUUCAGGGAAAUGUACAUGAGCGGCGCGCCAGACACAUACGCGACCCUGUCUGACUCUCUCGGCGCUAACCCCCCAACUCCACCCACAUCGCCCGACGACCCGCUCGACAAGCCGCUUUCGUACGCAGAUAUCCGUGGCAAGGCGAUGGGCACGCAUCGCAGCGUCAGAGUCUUGCUGCGGAACCGCCUGAAGGUGGGCAUCUUCGCCCCAGACGGGACCAGGAUAGCCGGUUCAGACGACAGCUAUGCCCUCAACGAGGUCACUCUCCACCGCGGCUCCAGCCCACACCUCAAGAUCAUCGACGUCUACAUCAACAACCGCUUCCUCACCGAAGCCGUUGCCGACGGCAUGAUCAUCAGCUCGCCAACAGGCAGCACCGCGUACAGUCUCUCCAGCGGCGGCAGCAUCGUGCAUCCGCUCGUCCCGUCUCUCCUCCUCACACCUAUCUGCCCACGGUCACUGUCCUUCAGGCCGCUCCUGCUGCCGGCUGAAACGCCAAUCACCCUGCGGCUGGGUGACAAGAACAGAGGCAAGCAGGUCGAGGUCAGCAUUGAUGGCAGCACGGUCACAGAAGGCCUGGGGUCGGGCAUGGAAGUAAGAGUCAUGGGUGAAGAUGUGAGGACCAAGACGGGCGAAUGGCACGGUGGCGUUCCUUGCAUUGUGCGCGCGACUGCGGGGAGAGACGACCAGACUGAGGAUCACUGGGUGGGCGGGUUGAAUGCGCUGCUGAAGUUCAACUACCCCUUUGGGGACCAGGACCCUUGAGCGACGAGCGUUGGCUGUGCAGAGAUGCGUGUUGUGUAAGAGUGUGCAUUCGUCUUGGAGCCUGGCAUAGCAUUGGAACGGCGUUGACUUCGAAAUCAUGACCAGGGCCGAUCAUUUCUCAUUCUUCCUUCUCUACUUGCAUUACACUUACCUUGUGAGCUCACACGUGCUUACUCUGUAAACACCU
Molecule: messenger RNA, 1505 nt
Organism: Macroventuria anomochaeta
Lineage: Eukaryota; Fungi; Ascomycota; Dothideomycetes; Pleosporales; Didymellaceae
Product: ATP-NAD kinase
Exons: 1
Coding region: 11-1318 (435 amino acids)
Biological process (GO): NADP+ biosynthetic process; NAD+ metabolic process
Molecular function (GO): NAD+ kinase activity
Source: RefSeq, a predicted model, not a curated record